Molecule: messenger RNA, 1005 nt
Organism: Clonostachys rhizophaga
Lineage: Eukaryota; Fungi; Ascomycota; Sordariomycetes; Hypocreales; Bionectriaceae
Source: the annotation of a GenBank genome assembly
AUGAGGCUGUCACUCGUUUAUCUUGCCGUCUUCGCGGCUCCAUCCCUCGUUCACGGACGCAGACACAGAUGCUCCCGGUCCACGCCCCUUUCAUCAGCUGCUGCCACGCCAGACACCAGCAGUAGGUGGACUUCCACUCCUUCGGCCAGCGUCUCUCCUUCGUCUGUUAUUAUCGCCUCGUCCUCGACCCCAAUCUUAGGUGAGAGCUCUGUAGCCAGCCCAUCAGCCUCGGCGUCUACACCUGGUAGCGAUGUGCCUACUACUUUCAGCACUGCAACGACUCCCGCUGGAACACCAUCCUCAACUGAGUCUUCCGCUACACCAUCGUCGACCUUGUCUUCGACUUCCCUGGAAGUAAGCAGCAGCGCUUCGGAAACUCCCAUUGCUUCCACAACACCCGCCGAAUCGACCACUCUCAUCGCUUCGACAGUGUCCAGCGAGUCUACCACACCUGUUUCGUCCACAGUUAUAAUCCCCUCUUCCUCCAGUUCCGCACCAGCCGCCACCCCGACCGGUUGGCAGUUACAGUCAAGUGGCGCAAACAGCGCUUUCGCGGGCAGCUUCAUGCUUGGUUACGCGCAAUACAAAGAUGCACCCCAUCUUGUCAGCCCCAGCGCGACCACGCCAGAUGUCUACUCAAAGCUCGAAUUCUACAUUGAACCCGGAACGGGCCACCUCUUCUGGGUCAUCGAUGGCACUAACAACCAAUAUCAAUUCUUCACAUCUUACGACGAUUUCAACGAGAAUGGGGAAUAUUUUUACAACGUUAACCCGGGUUUCCUUGGUGUCUUCGACAAGAACCAGGUUGGGAGCAGACACGUGGUGCCUCUCGUGUGCUCUCGGACUGCCGCUUCAUUCAGCUGCUCGGCCAAUACGCCCGCUGGCGUGUUCAGCCACUUCAUGGUCAACCCUACACCGAAUCAAUUCGACACCUCGAUUGCCUUUGGGAGUUCCGUCCCUUCACCUUACCAGGAGGUUACCUUUGCAGCCGUUGAUGUCUAUUAG